UGUUCCUCCUGAUGUCCAUCUGCAUUUCUCAUUCAAACCCCCUUCUCUCUUCCCAACCCACGCAAGAAGUUAGUCUUUGCUCUCAAAGUACAAUUCCACAGCGUUUGUUAUUGUGCUCUUUCUUGUUUGGUUGUUGCCGUGGAUCAUCGCUUUGUCUUUGUUGCCUUCGGCCGCCGCCAUCGGCUGUAUCGGAUUUAAUGUCACGUCGUGGUUUGGGGAAGAAGCUUCUUCCUGCCAAGAAGGCGUGGAAGGCGAUCACCGACAAUCUCCGCUCGAGGCUGAACAAGCUCAAGAACUCCAGGUUCAUCGAAGAAGCCUCGCACCGCUUGCUCUCCUCGCGAUUCACGCAGUAUCUCCUCUCCUUGACCUUCAGAGGGCGUCGCUGUCUUGCCAGGACUAGUCCUUACAGGGCUCGCCAUCAUCUUCAUCGCAAUUACCGCCACUACAAGUAUCAGUGUCACGAUACUUAUGAGAAGAACUUCGCGCCUAUAUUCAUAGAUGUGCUCUUCGACGAGCCCUUGUCUGCAAGCUCCUCCAAGACUACCGCAUGUGCGAAAGGAGAAACCAGCAGGCCAAGCACUGAGGUUGAAGGAGGAAGGGAGAGAGAGUGCGACAUGGACGAACGGUGGAGGGCCAUCGUCGCUAUGUCGCCGCAGCUGCGCUUGGACGAGAGAGCGGAGGAGUUCAUCUCCAAGUUCAAGGAGGACAUGAAACUCCAGAGGGAAAGGUCUGAUUCUGAAUUCCAGGAGAGGUUGAAACGCAGCGCAUAGUAUCAGAUUUCCUGAGUGCUUCUUCUUCUUUUUUUCCCCCCUUGCUCUUUUCCGUUCGUUCGAUUGAGAUUUGAGUCAUUUUGAUCUUUCUCUUCCCAGAAGAACUGGUGGUUCUAUUACUUUUAUGGGUUGUCUAGGAAUGUUUGGGUUUUGUUUCUGGAUGUAACAUUCUAUAUGGCUUUUGUCAAGAGGACAGAGAUUGUUAAGAAAAGGUUCGAAUUUAUAUA
This is a messenger RNA of Rhodamnia argentea, 997 nucleotides long. RefSeq lists its product as uncharacterized. The record is from RefSeq and is a predicted model, not a curated record. The coding region runs from base 12 to 770 and encodes 252 amino acids. The transcript has a single exon. NCBI's taxonomy places the organism in Eukaryota, Viridiplantae, Streptophyta, Magnoliopsida, Myrtales, Myrtaceae.